This is a messenger RNA of Passer domesticus (house sparrow), 2729 nucleotides long. It is a transcript of the gene MTDH, whose product is annotated as metadherin. Gene Ontology annotation, biological process: regulation of transcription by RNA polymerase II; positive regulation of angiogenesis; negative regulation of apoptotic process. The transcript has 13 exons. Gene Ontology annotation, molecular function: transcription coregulator activity. Gene Ontology annotation, cellular component: nucleus. NCBI's taxonomy places the organism in Eukaryota, Metazoa, Chordata, Aves, Passeriformes, Passeridae. The coding region runs from base 209 to 2080 and encodes 623 amino acids. The record is from RefSeq and is a predicted model, not a curated record.
AGGAAGAGGAGGAGACCCGGGCGGCCCCGAGGCUGAGGCGGCCGCGUCCAGCGGAGGCUCCGCUCCCGUCCCGUCCCGUCCUACCCCCACCCCCGCUGCCUCCGCUUCGGACGGGCCGGAGCGGCUCUCCCGAGGCCGCGAUGCGCUCGGCCUGAGCGCGCCCUCGCCGCCCCGCUCGGUUCGGGCCUCUGCGAGGCCGGGGACCGCGAUGGCUGCGGGAAGCUGGCAGGAGGCGGCGGCCCGGUGGGCUGAGGAUGCGGCGGCCCGGGUGCGGGACGCCUUGUCGGGCGGGCUGGGGCUGCUGCGUGCCGAGCUGGGCCUCGAACUGGGCCUGGACCCGCAGGCGCUGCCCAGCUGGCUGGCCCUGGCGGUCCCGGCCGCGCUGGGGCUCGUGCUGCUGGGGCUGCUGCUGGCCGCGGCCUGCGGGGGCGGCCUCCGCAAGAAGCCGGCGCGGAGCGCGGCCGUGAGGAAGGGUGACGAGGCGGUCGGCGCGGGCCUGGCGGCCGGCGGGGGCCAGGGCAAGUCGGCCGGCCCGGGCCCCGGGCAGCUGAACCUCAAAGGCGAUGAGCAGAAGAAGCGAAACAGGAAGAAGCUGCCGGAGAAGGCGGCGCGGCCUAAUGGACGCUCUUUCCUUGAGGUAUCUGAAGAUGAAGUAAUACAAACUGUCCAUAAAGACAAUAUAAAGCAGCCUGUGGACACAGAAAAGAAGAAUGAAAAGUCAAAGAAAAAAAAGAAAUCAAAGGGAGAUUCCAAAACAGUUCAGGAUACCUCUCGACUGGAUGGAAAGGAAGUUGAUGAAGGAGCUUGGGAAACAAAAAUCAGUAACAGAGAGAAGCGUCAGCAGCGUAAACGUGACAAGGUGCUGAACGAUGGUGGCUCAGGAGAAUCAAAUCUCCAGGGCGUAGAAAACACGGUUACUGUAUCCAUUGAACAGCUGAUGCCUACACCAUCACUUCCAGUUGGUCUCAGAAAAAAUAAAGGUGAUGCACUUUUGAAUGCACAGAUUAACAGUUCUAAACCUGCCAAGGGGGAGUCAUCAAUUCCACAAGUUUCUCCGGGAUUGAGUGAAAGCCAUACAGUAAAUGGAGGAAGCUGGAAUGAGAAGUCUGUAAAAAUCUCCUCACAGAUUGGUGUAGGGGAGGAGAAAUGGACAUCUGUUCCUUCAACUGCAGCUGGGAAGAGGAAGACUGAGACAUUGGCUUGGGGCCAGGACACUGGAGAUGCUAAUGGAAAUGGAAAGGACUGGGGUGUAAGCCUGGUAGGCAGGCCCUGGAAAGAGCGUUCUUUGUUCACUCCUAUUGCUGCUUGGAAUGUGGAUGCAAGGAUUAAUACCUCUGAACAGAAUUCUACUUCUUUCUCCUCAUUUGGAUUAACUCCUGGAGUUUCUGGUUCCAACAGUGAAUCAGUUUCUCAGGCUGGUACUUCUGAUUUUCAGUGGGAUUUAAGUCAUGCUCAACCCCCUGUUGAUGAUGAAUGGUCUGGGUUAAAUGGACUUUCUUCAGCUGAUCCAAGCUCUGAUUGGAAUGCACCAGCAGAAGAGUGGGGAAACUGGGUAGAUGAAGAAAAGGUUACUUCUGUUCCUCAGCGUGAAGAGAGAUCUGAUACUCAGAAGAUUUCAGAUAAUGAAAGAGAAAAAGCAGAGCCAAUUCUUCAGAGUUCUACAAGUGGCAAAUCCAAGAAAAAGAAGAAGAAAAAGAAGAAGCAGGGUGAAGAAGCUAACUCUCCUGCACAGGAUGCUGAAGAACUGGAUAGAGAAGCUGGAGAGCAAUUUCAGGCGGAUACCUCAAAAGUUCAAGCACAGCAGGAAAGAGCUUUUUCUUUGAAGACCAUAAGUACUAGUGAACCAGCUAAGUCUGAGGAGGCUCCUUCGCUUGCUGUUUCUACUGAGCCAUCUGUAAUUGUAUCAGAGAGCAAUUCUGACAAGAUCGCUUCCCAAGUGCCACAGAUGCUGCAAGAGACAGAUGUUUCUAGUCCCAAUAUUAAACAAAACAGUGUGCCUCCUCCACAGACAAAGUCUGAAGAAAGCUGGGAAUCUCCCAAACAAGUUAAAAAGAAGAAAAAAGCAAGAAGGGAAACGUGAACUUACUAAGAUGGACAUGUGUUGCUGAAUAUUGUCAUGAAGAUUAUGCUGUUUAUGCAAUAAUUUGUGAACAUGUACAGAAUUUUAUAUAAAUUUCAAACAAUUUUUAAAAACAGAACUGCUGUGAACACAAACAUCUUUAAAAAGGAAUCAAAUGAAAGUAACUUUAUGAUAUAACAAACAGAACAUGCUACAUUUGAAAGACAUUCUGAAGAGUCUGUUUUUCCAACUUUUGGAGAGAGAUCUUAAUUUAAAAAAACUGGUUUUACAACACAGUGCCCUGUUUACAACAGAUUAUACUCUCAUCUACAGCUACGGAUAAAAGAUUAAUUUCAAGGAAGGGUUUUCUGUAAAAAUAAUUGUCUGUACAAUAAUGGGUGUUUCUUGCCUCUCUUAUGAGUGAUGCAUUAGAAGCACAGAAUGUCAACCAUUUGAAUUUGUUUCAUGCCUAAAUCAAAGUGCUUUGAUUCAAUACAUAAUCUGCCAUAUCUUUACAGUAAGUUGGUUAGCAAGUCUGCUAGCUAUUGCAGGAAUCUCAAGUGCAAAUCAUUAACCAUUUGUACAGUCAGACCUUCAUGGUUUAUUAUAUGAAGUUAACACAAUAAAACUGCUUUGGGUUAAAAGUUUGAGAAUGUGAUUUGAAACUUGA